AUGCCACGCUUGUCACCGAGCGACGUAGUGAAAGCGAGGAAGAUAUCAAAACUCCUUCCAUUAGUGCUGAGCCACACGAGGUCGCUAGACCUCGCUAGCAGAGAGCUGGGGUGGAUCCAGUUGGAGUUGCCGAAAGAUCGAUGGCUGGAAGCCUGUAGACAGAGAAGUCGAGGAAGGCCGUUACAGUACAUCCUAGGCUCUCAGCCCUUUGGAGAGCUGGAUGUUAAGUGCAGAGAAGGCGUGUUGAUACCGCGAUGGGAAACAGAGGAGUGGGUGUUGAAGUUGUGUAACGCCAUUGGAGGUGUUGACAAGAGGUUCAGAGCGAUGGAUAUAUGCUGUGGUACCGGGUGUAUCGCGCUGACGUUGAAGAGGCAGCUGGGUUGUGAGGUUGUCGGUGUUGAUAUCAGCGAGGAGGCGUUGGAGCUGAGCCGGGAGAAUUCGUUACGAAAUGGUGUGGAGGUGCAGUUCAUGAGGUGUGAUGUGCUGAGCGCUGAUGCUGGUGAUCGGUUCGACCUCAUAGUCUCAAACCCUCCGUACAUCUCAAUGGACGACUACACGAGCAGCGAGGUUGCCAAGUCGGUAAAGCUCUACGAACCGCAAUUGGCAUUGGUUGGCGGCGGCGAGUUCUACCAUGCGCUGGCUGAUAUCGUACAGAGAACCAAGGCCAAGGGCUUCGUGUUCGAGCUUGGCUACGAAUGGCAGUACGAAACUACAAGGCAAUGCUUGCCUGCUGCGCAAUGGGAAUGUUCGUUAUACUAUGACUCUAAUGGGAAGCCCAGAUGUGUUGUUGGAUGGAUGAAGCACAGCUCGUUGGCUCAGCUAUCAACACUUUGCUGA
Messenger RNA from Williopsis jadinii, 837 nucleotides. RefSeq names its product S-adenosylmethionine-dependent methyltransferase (gene MTQ1). The transcript has 2 exons. The record is from RefSeq and is a predicted model, not a curated record. Gene Ontology annotation, molecular function: nucleic acid binding; protein methyltransferase activity. Bases 1 to 837 code for a protein of 278 amino acids. Lineage: Eukaryota; Fungi; Ascomycota; Saccharomycetes; Phaffomycetales; Wickerhamomycetaceae. Gene Ontology annotation, biological process: protein methylation. Gene Ontology annotation, cellular component: mitochondrion.